CGCGCACUCGGCGGCCGGAGCGAUAAAAUGUCUGACGAUGCCGGUGACACCUCAGCCACUGGAGACAAAGCAGAAAUUCCCAAGAUGCCCAAUACCGAGUUUUUACCCAAAGAGACGGAAGCACACUGUGAUUCAGCUACGAUUUCAAGUGAGCCGACACCAGCUGAUGCCAAAGGAGAUGGGCAUGAAAAUGCAACCAUUCAGUGUACAGAGACUGCGGACACUGGGCGCCCUGAGCAGCCCCAGCACAGCGUUGCCGCUCAGCAUCCUCCCAAUGGAGAAGUGACUGAGGAUGCGCUUGCUGAAUGCAUUGACUCUGUCAGCCUCGAGGCCGAACCUGGGUCUGAAAUACCCCUGAAAGAGCAGAAUAAUCCGGCUGUGGAUUCCCCUUCACAUGGAGGGGGAUGGGCAGGCUGGGGCUCCUGGGGCAAAUCUCUGCUCUCAUCAGCAUCUGCCACAGUAGGUCAUGGAUUGACAGCAGUCAAGGAAAAAGCAGGAGCCACCCUACGGAUUCAUGGUGUAAAUUCCAGCUCUUCUGAAGGAGCCCAACCUGAUACUGAAAGUGGAGUCCCUCAGAAUGUGGCCACAGAUCAGAGUCCCACAGAAAGCCCACCCACUUCUCCCUCAUCCGGGUCUCGGGGCAUGCUGUCUGCCAUCACCAAUGUGGUUCAAAACACAGGUAAAAGUGUCUUAACGGGCGGUCUGGAUGCUCUGGAAUUCAUCGGUAAGAAAACCAUGAAUGUCCUUGCGGAGAGUGACCCAGGCUUUAAGAGGACCAAGACACUCAUGGAGAGAACCGUUUCCUUAUCUCAGAUGUUAAGAGAAGCCAAGGAGAAAGAGAAGCAGAGGUUGGCCCAGCAGCUCACGGCCGAGAGGACUGCACACUACGGGAUGCUGUUUGAUGAAUAUCAAGGUUUGUCACAUCUGGAAGCCCUGGAAAUUCUGUCCAAUGAAAGUGAAAGCAAGGUUCAGUCAUUUUUAACAUCACUUGAUGGAGAGAAGCUGGAACUCUUAAAAAAUGACCUAAUUUCCAUUAAAGACAUCUUUGCAGCCAAAGAAUUAGAGAAUGAAGAGAAUCAAGAAGAACAAGCCUUGGAAGAAAAGGGAGAAGAAUUUGCUAGCAUGCUUACAGAGCUUCUCUUUGAAUUACAUGUUGCAGCCACGCCUGACAAACUCAAUAAGGCCAUGAAAAAAGCUCAUGACUGGGUGGGAGAAGAUCAAGCUACUGUGUCAGUAGAUAUGGCAAAAGAGACAGAGGAGAACAGCAAAAAGGACGAAAAGGAAGAGAAACCAGAAAAUCCUGAAGAAGACAAAAAGGAAGAGAGAACUAAGACGGUGGAGGAAGUAUACAUGCUGUCCAUCGAAAGUCUGGCAGAAGUAACAGCACGUUGCAUCGAGCAGCUGCAUAAAGUAGCAGAGUUAGUUCUUCACGGGCAGGAAGAGGAAAAACCAGCUCAGGACCAAGCAAAAGUUCUGAUAAAAUUAACUACUGCAAUGUGUAAAGAAGUGGCCUCCUUAUCAAAGAAGUUUACAAAUUCCUUAACCACUGUUGGGAGCAACAAGAAGGCUGAGGUCCUUAACCCCAUGAUCACUAGUGUAUUGUUAGAGGGCUGCAAUAGCACUACCUACAUCCAGGACGCCUUCCAGCUGCUGUUGCCUGUGCUGCAGGCGUCACACAUCCAGACCAGUUGUUCGAAAGCACAGCCGUGACCUGGCCACCCGCCCAUCUAGGGAAAGAAACAGGCAGGCCAUGUUGCUUUGUUACAUACCAGUGGAAGAUGUUCUCUGAGCAUCUGGCCACAGACACCCUUUUGAGGACUCUACAAGCAAUUUUGCACACACAGUAUGGAGAACGCAAGUUGAGAGGGAAUUCUCUUAAUGCAUAUGGUUGUUUUUACAAAUAAUUGUGUUUCCUUUGUUAAUUUAAGUUUACACGGCUUUAUAUUGAUAGUUUCCUUUCAUUUGAAGUUGAUUCACCAAUAUUCAAUUCCAGUUUCCUGGUCAAGCAUGCUAUAUUUAGAAAUUCAUGGGUAAAUCCUAGACUUUUUAUUUAAUCCUUUAAAUUCCCACCUUUAAAUGUCCCAUUCUUAUGGUAUUACUUUAAAUCAAAUCUUAUGCUAAACUUAGUUUUGUUAUAUAAAUAUCAUGGGCAAAGAUAACACUACUUAUAGAUAUUACCUAUUAUAGUGAAAGAGAAAUGUAAGUAUCUCUUUAUAGUAAUUCAUUCUGAAAACAAGCCUUCGCUGAACUCCAACUGUGUGUUCACAUUAGAGGAACAUGAUCUCAACCCAGUAAAGGCAGAUACUCUGAGUAAUCUUUAUGCCUAAUGUGGGGCUCAAACUCACAACCCUGAGAUCAAGUUGCGUGCUCUACCAACUGAGCCAGCCAGGCGCCCCUAGAUAGAUGCUCUAAAAGAGGGUUUACAAUAAUCCUUCAAAUGCUUAAAAACACUAAUAAAUUUCCCAGACCUUAAAAGAUUUGACGAGCAAGGUAAAACUAGUGUUUUUUUUUAAUGUUCUGUUCUUCUAUGUAUUCUUGUAUUUUUCUACACUACGUGGGCUUUUUGAUCCCCAACUUUAUAUAUGAGGUGAAAAAAUAUAUGAAACAGCAGUACUAAAGAGUAUUCCAUUUAAAUUAGGCUUUUUUGUGACCAUAAGUACAUGAUAGCAUAAUUACAAAGCCUGAAAAUAUCUGAAGAGAAAAUUAAAGGGAUUUCAUCACAACAGACCCCAAGACUGCAUCUUUAACUCUGAGUCAAGCUAUUGUAUAAAUACACAGAUCACACUCCCUAGUGGAAAACACCAUCAUUGCUUCUAAAGGGCAGAAAAUAUUGAUGUGGGGCUUGACUAACUGGUAGAUUGUUCCAUGACAGAUUGCACAGAAGACCCUGGGGCCAGGAGAGGCAUUGCCUGUGAGCACUUCUCCUGAGCUCCAUACACUCAUUCGGGUGGGGGUUCAGCUGAGCCCCGUCAGCAUCCUGACAGGCAUUGUCACAAGAUGUCUUACUCCAUGGUUCUCUCUAAGGCAAAUGAGGCUUGUACUUAUAGGGGUGAAAAUCCUUCACAUUUGCUUUAAUUCCCCUGAUAGAGUAGACUGCCUGUGUUCCAUACAGGCAAAGUAGGAAUAUUUUAAUAUUAUCCUAUGUCUUAUUAGCAUUUUAUUUGUGUCCCAUAUUUCACUUUGUGUAUCUCCUGAAACAGCCAAAUAGAAAACAUAAGAAUAAUUAUUUACAAUCUUGAAAAGAACUCUCUGAGGAAUCAAUUAAAGAUUUUUUUCUAUUGUUUUUUGAUUGCCUGAAAUGUUUCUGAUAUUAAGUCUAGAGAACAAUUAACUGCUGAAAAUGCAAUUACCUCUUCAUAAAUUUUGUAGGUAUUAUGUAUAGAACGGAGGAAAAAUCAGAUUUGCAAUGUCUCCACAUCAGAUUUUUUAGCAUCAGAUGGAUUUUUUAGAUGUUAACUGGAAAUGUAAGAGACACAAGUAUUUUCAAAGGAACUAGAUUCCCAGAAAUAAGCUUUAAGCCCAACUUCACCCAUAUAGUUUAUAGCAAAAUUUUUAAUCGUAAAACGAAAUAGAAAUCUGUAAAAGAAUAAAAGAGAUAAUUAUUCUUUCAAAAGUGGUUGACAUUAUUUACAUUGCAUUUACAUAUCUUUUAAUGAUGGAAUAUCAAAGGUUGCCAGGGAGAAACAUGGGCAGACAGAUGAUUCCUGGGGCCUAGCUCAAUGGUCGUGAAUUACAUUUAACAGAGAAUAAUCACUUAAAAUAUAUCCACCCUCCAGGAUUGCUCUCUUUCAAUACUGUUUUUCAUCAUCACUUUUAAAUAAUUGCUUCUUUGCUUUGCUUUCAAACCUAGCAAAGCUCAGGAUCCAGAUCUGGGCAAAUGUCAAUCAGUUACUGAAUGAAUGAUUUAGCAGGCUGACUUUGGAAGUUUUAUAUUCCUUCAAUAAUCCUUUACAUAAAUUGGGUUCGUUUCACUCUAUGCAAUUACCCUGAACAAAUGUGCCCGUUUUUUUUCUUACAUCAAGUGCAAACUAAGUUCCAGUCUAAAUAAUGAAUAUAGUCCUGGGCCUGUGCCUUAUUAAAUAAAAAACAUCAAAAGCAUAUUUCCAAUUCAAAGCAAAAUGCGUCCAAGAAAAAUUGCUUUGGGGUAUUGAUACAUACAGCUCUAAAGGGUAAAAUUCAGCCCCAAAUCUUAAAGCAGAGGCGUAAGCUUAAAUAUUCUAUCCCACUGAGAAGAGAAUUCUGUCUUUUCUCUGGGCUUCACACUGGGCUGCACAUCACACUCGUGAUUCAGUGAAUGGUGUGACAAGCUGAGGCUGUGGCCAGAGUGAGCUGUGUAUGCAGCAGCCUCAGCAACACCAACUAAGGAACCAUGGACCUCAGCAGCAGGGCUCAAAGGGGAUGAAGAAGCACCAGCUCUGAGUGGGUUAAAGGAAGAUGCUAAAUGUAGGGUAGAAGUCUGAACCCAGAAAUGAGAGCAUUUCCUGUGCUUUGUAGAAGUCAGCUGACCCACCAGGAGCUCUUCUAUCUGGGAAAUCACCUUCUCCACGGGCCGCCAUGCUGCACUUAAGUUAGAAACAAGAGCAGGCAGAUUUCAGUCAAAGCCAUCCUAGAGGCCUAGGGAGAACAUCUUAGGGAAGUGAUUUAGCAAAACUGCAAAAUAAGUCUAUUUCUCUUCUUUCCUAAAAAAAUAAAGAGGGAGAGAUUAGAUGGAUAGAUGAUAGAGUGUAUGCUGAACAGAUGGGGUGGAUCAUAAUACAUGAUAGCAAUCCAUGUUUAAUUUUGUAAGUGUAAUUACUCUUCAGUGUCAAGGUAAUUUUUAUAAUGUAAAAAUUGCCCUUUGAUCUUCCUCUUAAAGAUGCCCUACAUUCUGGGGGCACCUGGGUGGCUCAGUCAGUUUAGCAUUCAACCUCAG
Hyaena hyaena (striped hyena) is the source of this 4912-nucleotide messenger RNA. RefSeq names its product family with sequence similarity 114 member A1 (gene FAM114A1). The transcript has 14 exons. The record is from RefSeq and is a predicted model, not a curated record. Lineage: Eukaryota; Metazoa; Chordata; Mammalia; Carnivora; Hyaenidae. The coding region runs from base 28 to 1710 and encodes 560 amino acids.